Girardinichthys multiradiatus is the source of this 2649-nucleotide messenger RNA. It is a transcript of the gene hlx1, whose product is annotated as H2.0-like homeo box 1 (Drosophila). NCBI's taxonomy places the organism in Eukaryota, Metazoa, Chordata, Actinopteri, Cyprinodontiformes, Goodeidae. The transcript has 4 exons. Gene Ontology annotation, molecular function: sequence-specific DNA binding; DNA-binding transcription factor activity, RNA polymerase II-specific. Gene Ontology annotation, biological process: regulation of DNA-templated transcription. The record is from RefSeq and is a predicted model, not a curated record. The coding region runs from base 943 to 2130 and encodes 395 amino acids.
CAGUGUGGACUGAACCCUUGUUGUUCUCCAGUUGUGUUUCUAACCUGUGUGUUCCUUGUUCUUCAUGAUGCUGUUUGUUCACUAAUGUCUAACAAACCUCUCAGUCCUAUAUAGGGCAGCUAAAUUUAUACUGAGACAAAAUUAUACACAGGUGGAGAGUAAAUAUGUGAUGUCCGAAUGUAGGUGGGUUUUAUUCAAGGUUUGCAAAAUAAACCGGAUGAUACAAAUUUGUGUAUAAAUAAAUCGUGCCAAAUGUCUUUCAGUAACAGAUACCAAGAUGCAAAAUGCCCUGUUGUAGGAGUAAAUGCAGCUGAUUACAGAUGCAUGACAAACGUUUCAUAUUUUUUAUCGUAAAACAUUUUGAAAACAAGGAACAAUUUUCCUUCCUUUUGUGGUUGUAACAUGACAAAAUGUGAAAAGGUUCAAAGUGUAUAAACACUUUUGAAAGGCUGAGUGUUAUGCCGUGUUUUCUAUGUAUUUUUACGCAAUAAAACUGACUCCAAAGAUCCUUCUUCAACUCAGUUUACACAAAGAAUCCAAUUUAACGCAAACCUUCGCCUGUAAUGACUGCUUUAGUGCUUUAUGUGGGUGAUGAGGGGGGCGUCUUUAAGUGAUCAAUCCAUCAUCUCAGGAUCAAAAUUGCUCCAUGCCCAUGUGUGCGUGUGUGUAUGUGUGUGUAUGAGAGAGAGAGAGACAUCAACUUACUUUGCAACACCAAGCGAUGAGGGUAAAGCCAAAGCACCCAUUGGCUCAGGGAACGACCAAUCAGUGUCAGCAGAGGAACCUCAGAGUGAAACUGCAGGGUUAGAGUUUCAGACUUGUUUUUGGCAAAACGAGGACGCGCAUCUGUAUUCCUGAAGCCUUGCCCGUGCUUAUCGUCUUGCAUGUCUGUGUUUUUAUAACAUAAUCUGAGAAACAAUACAAAGCGUAAGAAGCACCGGGAUGUACACCGCCGGGCUCAACCCGUUUUACGCAUCCAAUUUUAGCCUCUGGUCUGCAUACUGCGCCGGAGGCUUCGCUGUGGAAACCAUGAAGAAGCCGUCCUUCUGCAUCGCAGACAUUUUGCAAGCAGGAGAUGCGGAGAACAUCCCCGGAUCAUCGGCCCUCAUGGUGCACAUGGGACACCACCAUCACCACCAGCACCAUCACCACCAGCAGCAGCGCGCUCAGCAGCCGCACUCCGGCGGCUCUCCGCUUCGUCCUGCUCCCGUCGCGCCGGAGCCCUCAUCGGUGUUCGGAGCCAGGAUGAGCCCAGCGUCUCCGUACCACAGACACGGACUGCAGCUCACCGCGGUCUCCAGGACCCCGUUCAACUCCCAGCAAGCACCGCCGCCCUCAAGUAAAGACCUCAAAUUCGGAAUCGAUCGGAUUUUAUCCACAGACUUUGACCCAAAAUGCAAAGAAAAGUCUUCUCUAAGAGAUCUCAACUCAAUCGUUAGCUUGAAUCGUCAGUCAGGCCUCCACGUCCCUAUUCAGCCUCCAGCCAGCCCCUACUUCUCCUCCAUAGACCCGGGGAUGAGCGACGCGUCCUCCAUGAUGGGCUCACUAGGCAGCGGCAGCGGCAGACACUCAGGCCAGCAUCAGUUUCAGGACACCUUCCCAGGUCCCUAUGCAGUCCUGACGAAAGACACAAUGCCUCAGACUUACAAGAGGAAAAGGUCAUGGUCGAGGGCCGUGUUUUCGAAUCUGCAGAGGAAAGGCCUGGAGAAGAGAUUUGAAAUACAGAAGUAUGUCACCAAGCCUGACAGAAAACAGCUGGCAGCCAUGCUGGGGCUCACAGAUGCUCAGGUAAAAGUGUGGUUCCAGAACAGGCGCAUGAAGUGGAGACACUCCAAGGAGGCCCAGGCUCAGAAGGACAAGGAGAAAGACGAGAAGCCGGAGAAAGGAGCCUCUGAGGCGGGCAGCCUGGAGCCAAAAGAGCCGACGGAGUCUGAGUGUGAGAGCGAGGCUCGGAGCGACAGCGAGUCGGACGAAGCCGAGGAGGAGGAGGAGGAGGAGAGCGCUGACGGACAUUUGGACAUUUCUGAGCUCAACAAUAACAAGACCAGCGUAAUCAUGAGCGGGAACGCGCAGGCGGCCAUAGCGGACGCGAGCCCCACGGACGCGGCGGCCUCGCAGGUGUUGAUAUGAAAACCAGGCCACAACCAAUGAAGGAGCGUCUUUUAACCUGUUUUCGUCUGAAGAGCUUCAGUGACAUUAAAGACGAGCGGACAGUUUAGCGUCAGCAUCCGGAAACAGGUCAGUUCACUUCCAGAGAGCAGCAGGAGGAGCACAGAGACUGAUUCAUUAUUGCACACUAUUUUAGCCCAGCAGGCAGAAGGAGCAUGGCCAAAAAGUGUGAAUUUUAAUACAUGUUGCUGUUUUUUCGUAUUAAUAUUUUACAUCGCUUUAAUAAUAAAACCAGACAUAAUUUAAAUCUGAAAAGACCUACUUCUGGCUUGUAAUUACUGUCCUGGAAAGAGCUCCAGACUUGAUGAUGAUGCGGUUAUGGAUUGUUAAUACAGGAACCACUCGACCUAAGUUGUAAAUGAAAUCUUUGGACAACAGCAGUGUUCGUACAUAUUUGUUUGUUUUGAUACAUAGAUGUGCUAUUUUGUUAAUAGUAAUUUGCACUGAAAAAUGUAAAUAAAAUGUUUUUACCUGGAAAAA